Cryptococcus wingfieldii CBS 7118 is the source of this 1077-nucleotide messenger RNA. RefSeq lists its product as hypothetical. Gene Ontology annotation, cellular component: cytoplasm. NCBI's taxonomy places the organism in Eukaryota, Fungi, Basidiomycota, Tremellomycetes, Tremellales, Cryptococcaceae. Gene Ontology annotation, molecular function: oxidoreductase activity; nucleotide binding. The transcript is spliced from 7 exons. Gene Ontology annotation, biological process: NADPH regeneration. The record is from RefSeq and is a predicted model, not a curated record. Bases 1 to 1077 code for a protein of 358 amino acids.
AUGUCUGCUCCCUCUUCACCCAAGCUCCCCGUCGCCAUCCUUGGCUGUGGCCGUAUGGGCCAGCGCCACGCACACAAUUUCCAUCACCUCACUCCCCGUGCAGCGAUCGUCGCUAUAGGCCAUCCCAGUGCCCUUGCCGCCCAAUGGGUCCAGGAUCAUCUUCCCGGCGUGCUAUGUUAUGCCGACCCCGAGCAAGUAUCCAGCCUCCCCAACGUUGAUGCCGUAGUCAUCUCUACCAUCACUAGCACCCACACCCCCUUCACCAUGAAAGCUAUCGAGCACGGGCUCCAUGUUUUGCUUGAGAAGCCCAUCUCCGUCGAUGUGGAAGAUACCAGGCCUGUUGUCGACGCCGCCAGUAGCAAGCCCGAAGUGAAGGUCAUGAUCGGAUUCGUUCGGCGUUUCGAUCAAGCCUUGAAUGGCCUUGCAGGCGAACUUGUAGGAUCGAAGCUCGGCAAGUCUUACCUCCUCAAGAGUACCUCUAUGGACCCCUACGACCCUGUACUGGAGUCUUUGUAUCUUAUGCCAAGGCCCCUGGCGGCAUCUUUAUGGACUGCCGGCGGUAUUCAUGAUAUUGACAUGUCUCGUUGGCUCCUCUCUCUCCCUUCCGGGACACCCGUCAAACCCACCCGCGUUAUUGCAUCUGGCCUUAUCACCGCCCACCCCGAGCUGGCCGACCAAGGCUACUGCGACAACGCCCUCGCCAUUAUUGAAUACGAUAACGGCUCUUUUUGCACGUUGCAUCUAAGCAGAACCGGGAUGGCUGGCUAUGAGAGUCGGGUAGAAGCGUACCGAAAGGGCGGAAAGCAAGUUAUCACGAUGGAAAAAGAGGCUGCUGGAGCUCCGUUCAAGAGUGUCGAAGCUGGUACCGCGGAUAUGCCCUCCUACAUGGACCGCUACGGGGUUGCACUCAUCCACGAAGCAAAAGCCUUCAUUGACUGUGUCCUGGACGAUACCCCAUCUCCAACGUCAGCGUAUGACGGUCUUCAAGCGGCUCUGAUCGCCAAAGCUUUGACUCACUCAUUCCAGACUGGUAAAGCUGUCGAGUUUGAUAGAGCUGGGGAGCCGGUCCUGCUUUGA